GUGACGGUGUCUCCCCGUCGCCUGUCCUGUCAUAGUCCUGCCACAGUCCAGUCAGUGCCCGGUCCAGUCUCCAGCCCAGUGUCUCUUUUCUUUCGCACCCUCCACGUACCCGUCUUACACUUUCAGCCUUGUCGGUCUGAGGCUCGGAAUUUCUGUCCCGCCCUCCCUUGUCCCAUUCUUCGGCUCUGAGCGAACAAGCCUCAGCACGACACCUCCACGUCCGCCAGCCCGCGUUCUGUGACGCCAGUGGUUCUUACGGUUAUUCUGUCUUUGGCACCACUCACAACGCGCUCGUGUCGGCCUCCGAGCACUUUUGUUCUGUUAACGAGCAAGGCCCCACCCUGGGCUAGCCUGACGUGCUGGUCGCAGGGCAAAUUACUACUCACGCACUGCUGCGUAGCUAUUUCAAAUUUUGGAGGUGAAGUGGCAGGAAGAGGAAGCACACUACCAAUGUAUCUGACUAACGGUCGUAAAACUAAUGAAGUUUUUAUGAGGAGGACUGCUUGUAGGCUGACAAUUCUCCAGAUCGUGGACGAAGGUGGAGAGGCGGGAAGCACUCAGGCGUCGAAGCCAUACAUGAUAUUGCAGUACGGGCAGGAGGGUGACGACGCCGACGCGGAUGGGCGGCGCCCUCAGCAAGCAGAAAACGCUCUCUGAUUUUUAUACUUGUCGCCGGCCGCAUGUCAUCAUGUCGCUAAACCCUUGUCGUUCUUCUUGGAGGCAAAAAAAUACAUAGUCAUAGACGGGUGUACAAGAAGUCCACAAAGGUCUCGUGGAUGAUCGAAUACAUUCAGUAGAACUGAUUUUUUCGACGUAAUUGUAGUCUGAAGACUGUGAAGAUCAUAUGUACAUGACGCAGGAAAGAAACACGACAUCGAGGAAAUUGUAGUAUAACUUUAGAAAGUAUGAG
Amoebophrya sp. A25 is the source of this 910-nucleotide messenger RNA. The record is from the annotation of a GenBank genome assembly. NCBI's taxonomy places the organism in Eukaryota, Dinophyceae, Syndiniales, Amoebophryaceae.